UUUUUUUUCUCGAAAAUUUGAGUUUUGUUUACAAACAACGGCAUCAGCGGGAAGACCUGACAUUUCAAGCCUUUUGAGAGAGACUAGGCUGGCCAAGGAACCUCAAUAAGGCAGCCAAGAUGGACUUGGAGAGCGGCAUUCCCUCCCUGGAUGCCCUGCCCCUCAUGGAUGAGGAUGACAUGAUGGAGGCUAUAAGGCUGCUGUCCAUAAAGAGAGACCAGUUGCUCAACAAAAUAGAGACCAAGAGCAUGGAAGCCGAUGCGUGGGUUUUAGUCCUCAAUGCAACCGUCUCAGAGCUGGAGGUCCUUGCCGAGUCACUGCCGUAUACUGUUCAAGCCUCGCCCAAAGAACACAGCCUGCUUCAAGAGUACCAGAAGCAUACUACAGAGGCCCAAGCUGCUCUUUUCUUUGGGGCCCGUAGGAGUGAUGUGUCGAGAAAAAUUUUCAAAAUUUUUAUUAUAUUCACGCCACCGCCAGGGAGGAAAUACCCCAAAACCCUGAAACUUUCGCUCACUCCCAAAGAGAAUAAGACCUACAGGUAUGGCUUCCUAAACAUUAAGUUGCUCAAAAUAGAAAGAAAAAUUGUGUCCCAUCACUCUUAUCAACUUAAUAGACAUCACAUAAAACAUGGUAAAGAUGGUGUCCGAAAGUUUGUCACUGCCCUGUCCCAGUACACGAGAGAAGCCCAAAAAUGGUUUUUUCUUUACGAAUUUCACACCAACAGUGACUGUACAUUAGUGUCACUGUUGAUUGAAGUAGCUGCGGAGGCUGAAGCUGGGAAGUCCCGGUUUGAAUUUGUGCUGGAGUACAGUCUUUUGGAGAUCUACCCUCAUGAGGUCAAAGUCAGGUUUGUUGAUGGUGUUGAGACAGGAAAGGAAAUAAAGGAGCAACUUCAGGAAGCGAGCAUAGAUAUGAAGACCAGGCCCUUCCCUGACGUCAUCUGUUCAAUGUUUGUUGAACCGGAGUCAUCGGACAGCCGAGAAGAGGAGGAGGAUGACACCUCUGGCAGCACAGUCCUCUUUGACUUUAAAUAAGAAUUGGGAAUGUUUUGCCUAGAAUGCUGUUACUAUUUUUAACGUUUGGGCUUUUAGUGAAUUUUGAUUUAUCAAUGUCUGAAGCAGUUUGAAUUGUAUAGGAAGUGGGAAUUUUUACACUUCAUUUUUGUUCCUAAUAUUUACUUUUUUCUUUCCUGUUUUGCUUUUUAGUUUGUUUUUUUUUUCUUCUUUUU
Penaeus monodon (black tiger shrimp) is the source of this 1228-nucleotide messenger RNA. RefSeq lists its product as uncharacterized. Lineage: Eukaryota; Metazoa; Arthropoda; Malacostraca; Decapoda; Penaeidae. The record is from RefSeq and is a predicted model, not a curated record.